ACACCCAAGUAAAGAGAGAAAUGUACUCAGUUAAUUUCCACUGCCGCACUACUACGAGACUUUGACAGCCUGUCCUCACGCGCAUGCGCUGUUGAGGCUCCCACUUCGUCAUGGCUGACACGGCCUGGCCAGGCUGUGCGAAGAGUUUGAAAGGUGUUGUGUUGGACAUGUGCGGCGUUUUAUAUGACAGCGGCGAGGCCGACGGAGUUGCCAUCCCUGGAUCCAUUGAAGCGGUGAAGAAGCUUAAGGCAUCUGACCUGCAGCUGCGCUUCUGCACCAAUGAGACUCAGGCCACCAGAGAGAAGUUUGUAGCCAAGCUCCAAAGACUGGGCUUUGACAUCUCUGUGUCUGAGGUCUUCUCUCCUGCUCCUGCAGCCGUAGCAGUCCUCAAGGAAAGGGGUUUACGGCCUCACCUGCUGGUGUAUGAUGGAGUUCUCCCCGAGUUUGACAGUGUUGACAAGACCAGCCCGAACUGCGUGGUCAUUGGAGACGCAGCUGAAAAUUUCUCCUACCAGAACGUGAAUGAGGCAUUCAGGGUCCUCAUUGGCUUAGAGAAGCCAGUGCUGUUCUCUCUGGGCCAAGGGAGGUACUACAAAGAGACGGAUGGUUUGAAACUAGAUGUUGGGGUUUACAUGAAGGCUUUGGAGUAUGCCUGUGAUUUAGAGGCUGAAGUCAUUGGAAAGCCAUCCCCAAUGUUCUUCCAUAGCGUUCUCAGUGACAUGGCUCUUCAACCACAUGAGGCACUUAUGAUUGGGGACGAUCUGGUGAAUGAUGUAGGUGGAGCUCAGCGCUGUGGAAUGAAAGGCGUACAAGUCAGGACCGGCAAAUACAGGCCCAGUGAUGAGAGGCACCCGACUGUGACGGCUGACGGCACUGUGGACAACUUGGCCCAGGCUGUGGACAUGAUCCUCAAUCAGAGGGGGCACUGAGAACAAGGAAGUAGGCACUGGAAACUCUCCACUCACUGUGACCCUGGGUGAUAUAGACUGGUUCCUUGUAGUAUUUUCAUAUAGCUCUAAGUGGUGUUUCUGGUGGGAAGGGUGUAUUACUGCAUUAAGGUAUUUUAACAAAGAUAUCAGAAACACUACAGAACUAAAAUACCGUCCAAAUACUGUAUGUCCUGUCAAAUAUGGGAACCACCCACCCAUCUGGUGCUCCACACAGUGUUAACUAGGAUGAAAUUUGCAGAAGUAUUACCCAGGUAUGCAAGAGAUAGUCUUGAGCUGCAGUGUGCGUUUGUCAGUACAUGACUGGCAUAGAUAAGAUACCUCAAGUUGACAUGAAUGUGCCUGUAAGCAGCUGCUGACUGACAGUUAGAAGAGAAAUAAUGCUGUGUCUGUUUAGGCUCCCUGCUAAUGCUACACAGUCAGAUUCCUUUUGGAGCUACUGUACAUGGAGACAGUUUGUUGUUAGAUUGGAAAUGCACAAUGGAAAUGUAGCUGUAAUUGUUUUAACAUAGAUUAAUUAAUGUUAGUAGUAUCUGGGUAAUAUUGUUGUCUCUCACUCCCUUAACACAAAAUGCACUUAACUUAAUAAUGUAGAAGGGAGAAGUCUAGCAAGGAGUGGCUUUGACUAUAAUAAAUAAAGCUAUUUUGCCAGUCUGUGAGCAGC
Molecule: messenger RNA, 1611 nt
Organism: Toxotes jaculatrix (banded archerfish)
Lineage: Eukaryota; Metazoa; Chordata; Actinopteri; Toxotidae
Product: phospholysine phosphohistidine inorganic pyrophosphate phosphatase
Exons: 7
Coding region: 111-929 (272 amino acids)
Biological process (GO): dephosphorylation
Cellular component (GO): cytosol
Molecular function (GO): phosphatase activity; inorganic diphosphate phosphatase activity
Source: RefSeq, a predicted model, not a curated record